AUGGAUUGUAUUCGAGUAUUGGGACUUGAUGAAGUUCAGAAGCAAAAAUUCACAAAUACAAAACGUGCAUAUGCAAAGCAUCUUGAAGUUUGUCUAUAUUUUGCUGAAAAGCAUACUAAAGAGGAAAUCACAAAUAUUAUUAAUGAAGCAUUAAUUCAUGGAUCUAAAAAAAACAAUAAGCAGCAAUAUGUAAUAAAUGAAACAUCCGAUGGUGAAAAGGAAGAAUUUAACAA
Molecule: messenger RNA, 233 nt
Organism: Funneliformis caledonium
Lineage: Eukaryota; Fungi; Glomeromycota; Glomeromycetes; Glomerales; Glomeraceae
Source: the annotation of a GenBank genome assembly